Molecule: messenger RNA, 2379 nt
Organism: Thlaspi arvense
Lineage: Eukaryota; Viridiplantae; Streptophyta; Magnoliopsida; Brassicales; Brassicaceae
Source: the annotation of a GenBank genome assembly
AUGGAGCCAAUCCACUCAGAUGAUGACAUGGAAGGCGUGGUCGAUGAAUCCUCUAAACAACCAUAUUCUGCAUAUCUGCAUGGAAUCAAUGGAGAGCCUGAGGUACAUCCGCGUGUUGGAGAUCAGUACCAGGCAGAUAUCCCGGCUCUAGUCCCAGAACACGAUCGUUUAAAGCUCAUUAGAUGCUUCGGAUCAGAGCCUCACCUGCAGAGUCUGGUCACAUUCCCUCUGCCUAUCCCACUCAUGUGGGCAAGAAGUGAGAAAUUCAGAGGUUUCCGUGAAGCCGAGAGUGAGAAAGGGAAUCCCACAAGCGAUGUUCCCUUGGAGAAACCUAGAAUGAAACCGAGGAGUAUGGUGCUUGCGUUGCCAUGCCAAAGAAACGCUAAGUUCAAAUUCGAGUGGCUCGAGAAGAGCCUCUAUCCAUUCCCUGGGACUUUGGGUGAGUCUUGGGAAGACACCGAGCAGGAGAGGUUUCUUCUUGGCCUCUACUGUCUUGGGAAAAACCUUGCCUUGGUGCAGAGAUUUGUUGGGAGCAAAAAGAUGGGAGAUAUGCUCGCAUACUAUUACGGCAGCUUUUACAUGUCCAAUGCAUACCUGAGGUGGGUAGAUGGACGCAAGCUGAGAAGCAGACGCUCUGUUCAAGGCCACAAGUUGUUGACAGGCUGGAGGCAACAAGAACUGCUCUCUCGGAUCUCGUCUCAUGUAUCUGAGGAAUGCAACAGUAUGUUGCUUAAGGUAUCCAAAGCAUUUAGAGAAGAUAAGGUUGCACUGGAGGAGUAUGUGUUCACUUUAAAGAACACGGUUGGUAUCGACAUGCUUACAGAAGCGAUUGGUAUAGGUAAAGGAAAAAAAGAUUUGUCCAACUGCGCGUUAGAGCCAACCAAGUUGAAUCAUAGAGCCUCUGGAGUACGAAUACGCAAUGACCUUCCGAUUGCCGAUAUUGUCAAAUUCUUAACCGGAGAGUAUAGGCUGAGCAAAACGCGGUCCAGUGACCUCUUCUGGGAAGCUGUUUGGCCACGUUUACUGGCAAGAGGGUGGCACUCUGAGCAGCCGAAAGAUGGUCCGAGGAAUUCUCUUGUUUUUCUCAUACCGGAAGCCAAUAAGUUUUCCAGGAGGAAGAUGUCAAAGGGGAAUCACUACUUUGAUUCUCUCACUGAUGUCUUGAACAAAGUUGCUUUAGAUCCCACGCUUCUUGAGCUCACAACUGAUGAGGAUCGAGAGGAGAGAGUGAGCAAAGAAGAGGAAAUCAAGAAUGACCCGCCGUUAAACUUUGACGAUUCUGAUGAUUCUUCACAAAACAGCAAGAAGAAGAAAAGGUACCUACAACCACGCUGCAAAAGUCAGGAGGAGGUCACCAUGUUUACUAUUGUGGAUACCAGUGAGGCGAAUGGUGUGGAAGGAUGUACAUUGAAAGAGCUAAGAUCACUGCCUGUUGAGGCCGGCAAUUCAAUAGCAAACUCCCCAAGUCACUUGAGCGAAUCUGAGGAUAACCUGUCAGAAGAAUCUGAAAACAAGGCAGAGACAACAGCUAAAUCAAUGGCUUCAAGAGUGUGCCGUGGGGACUGUAUUAGUUCUGGUAAGAGCAGCUCUGUAAACAUGGACAAUUCCACGAGUCGGACCACCAUUUCGCUCAAUGAGAGACAGCAGAAGAACCGGAAAGGCGGGAGACCAAGAAAUUCAAAAUUGUUACCCGUCUGCGCCAAAAGGAGUAGCUUGGCAGACUGUACCUUGAGAGAAUCAGGUUGUUUUGGUGAAACUCAGUACAGGAAAAAGAAAACAGUGAAAAAGGGGACACAGAUGAGACCAAACCCAUCAGAAGCUGAUCAAAAUGUAGUGUUGAUGAGUGAGGACCAUAUCGAUCAAGAUCAAACUCCGAAACUGUCCUCAACCGAUUCCUUUGCAGAAGAUAGCUCUUGUCGAAGAAAUGAGGAUCGCCAAAUAUCAUCGGAAAGACCUGAAGCCAGAGAAGAUUUCGACUUGAACGUUUCGCAAAUCUCACUAGAACGUGAAGAUGAUGGUACUGAUACUGUCAUCACAGACGUGGUACAGAACAGUGAGAGUUCUUGUGCAGAGCAGUCAUCUUCUUUUCUAUUGGAUGUGGAAAUGCAGUGUAAGCCACAGGAGCUGCUGGUAACCGGUGAUCUGUUUCCUGGUCGAAGGCAGAGUACAAGGACCCGACCGUUGACUACAAAGGCAUUGGAAGCUUUUGCUUUUGGGUACCUUGGUAACUCGAAAAAGAAGAGAAAGGCUACGGAAGAGUCGCCGAGAAACAAGUCAAGAACAAAGUCUACAAAGCGCAUCCAUCGUCGCUCACUUGUGUCCUCUGGCUUUAGAAACGGAACUGUGGAGGAUGGUUCGAACACUGACGAGAAUGAAUAG